AUGAAAGAAGAUUACAAAACCAUCCUUAAAGUUCCUGACCUGGAAGAUGUUGGGCAUAUAAAUUUUAUAUUGAGCAGACCAGAAAAUUUUGAAAAAGAGCGAAAGUGUGAUAUUCGAUUUUUAAGUUCCUCGAGUGUUUAUCUUGAAGAAUGGGAAUUCGCUGUGCGUACGAAUCCUACAAAAGCGAUUGGAGACCCAAAAGUGCUAUUUUUACAAGUUGCCGAAACAUAUGGACAAAUGUUGCUUGAAGACUUAGUAAACGGAUUUUAUUUGGUUUUCUUGGGCCAUCGUUUGAACUGCCAACAAAUUAUCCCAAAUUCACAAAUUAAGGACGACCAUAAAAAUCUUUAA
Molecule: messenger RNA, 351 nt
Organism: Funneliformis geosporum
Lineage: Eukaryota; Fungi; Glomeromycota; Glomeromycetes; Glomerales; Glomeraceae
Source: the annotation of a GenBank genome assembly